GCUCCGGGUUCCCCCGCAUGCCUCUCACGGUGCCCCCGCCCCACAUCUAGUGGCCUAAGAGCUCUGCUGCUGCUGCGGCGGCGGCGGCGGUGGCCGCUCAAACUCCCGCGGUGGCCCGCGCUGACCCAACCACGCCGCCUCAUCCUCUUGAUUUCCCAUCACAAUGGCAGGGUGGCUUUGGAGCUGUGGAGACUCCCUUUGCUCUCUGGGUGGUGGUUUCCCCAGCCCUGUUCUCGGAGAUCCCUGGGGGUGAUGAGGUUGGGCUGAGCAUCGGCUCUUCUGUCCACCAGUGUCGAGGGGAAGCGUCGGAAGGUUCCAGACUAGCAGGUCCUACGCCAAGUAAUCGAAUUGAGUGUUCUGCUCAUCUCGUCUGAAUUGUGCGGAAGCGCCACGAAUUGGAAAGAUCAAGAGGGACUGAAAACUGUCAGUGUCAUGCUGCUCGGCUUUGCUGAGAAUUCCUUUGGAUGAUUAAUGGUGUUUAUCAUUGUGCUCCGUUUCUACAAGUAAACGAUGGGUGGAUUAUUUUCUCGAUGGAGGACAAAACCUUCAACCAUAGAAGUUUUGGAAAAUAUAGAUAAGGAAAUUCAAGCGUUGGAAGAAUUUAGUGAAAAAAAUCAGAGAUUACAAAAAUUAUGGGUUGGAAGAUUAAUUCUCUAUUCCUCAGUACUGUACCUGUUUACAUGUUUAAUUGUAUACUUGUGGUAUCUUCCUGAUGAAUUUACAGCAAGACUUGCCAUGACACUACCAUUUUUUGCUUUUCCAUUGAUCAUCUGGAGCAUAAGAACAGUGCUUAUUUUCUUCUUUUCCAAGAGAACAGAAAGAAAUAAUGAAGCAUUGGAUGAUUUAAAAUCCCAGAAGAAAAAAAUACUUGAAGAAGUCAUGGAAAAAGAAACUUACAAGACAGCUAAAUUAAUUCUUGAAAGGUUUGAUCCAGACUCAAAGAAAGCAAAGGAGUAUGAGCCGCCAUCUGCUGGAGCAGCUGUAACUGCAAGACCCGGACAAGAGAUUCGUCAGCGAACUGCAGCUCAAAGAAACCUUUCCCCAGCACCAGCAACUGCUAACCAGGGCCCUCCUCCACAAGUUCCAGUAUCUCCUGGACCACCAAAGGACACUUCUGCCCCUGGUGGACCCCCAGAAAGAACUGUUACUCCAGCUCUACCAUCAAAUGUGUUACCAAGACGUCUUGGAUCUCCUGCUACUUCGGUGCCUGGAAUGGGUCUCCAUCCUCCAGGUCCACCUUUAGCAAGACCCAUCCUCCCUCGAGAACGAGGUGCUUUGGAUAGAAUUGUUGAAUAUUUAGUUGGUGAUGGUCCACAGAACAGGUAUGCCCUUAUAUGUCAGCAGUGUUUUUCUCAUAAUGGCAUGGCUUUGAAAGAAGAAUUUGAAUACAUUGCCUUUCGAUGUGCCUACUGUUUUUUCUUGAAUCCUGCAAGAAAAACCAGGCCCCAGGCUCCAAGACUUCCAGAGUUCAGUUUUGAGAAGAGGCAGGCAGUGGAAGGCUCCAGUUCAGUUGGUCCCUUGCCAUCAGAAGGUGUGCUUCCCCCAUCAGAAAACCAACUCAGUGAAGAAUCUUUAGAAGAACAAGAUGUUCUUGAUAAUAGUACAGAGCAAAUAGAUGACAAAAUGUCAGCUACAGAGCAGACAAACCAAGUGAUUGAAGAAGCGCCUGGCACAGAGGAACCAGAGGAAAAACCAGAAGAGACCGAGAAUGAGGAAACCUCAGUGAAUGAAGCCAAAUCAGCAAUUCCCAGUGUUGAUUCUCUUCCUAAUCCUGAACCAAGUGGAGAAUCAUUGAUGACAAAGGAGUAAAUGCUUCCCUGUGCCUUCAACUGGAUAUUUGUAGUCUUGUUGAUGUCAGUUAUUGCUAUUGAGGUGGUGUUUUCUUCUUUUUUUCUCUAAGGAUGUGCUUGAUAUCAUUUGAGUUUAGAUUGCCUAGCUAUUUCAAUGUCAAAGCUGUAUCUACUGGGUGUUAAAAUUAAAGAACAAGUGAUAUCAGCAAGGUAACAUCCUUUGUAGACAACUUUUAGAUAUCUUUUGUCUGUUUUAAAAGUAAACAAACAUGAUGGCAUCCCUGUUUUCUAUAUGUGUGCCUGUAGAUAAUAUCCAUUUUGACAUAGGAAGAACUUUGGUUAGGAAUAAUUUCUCUAACAGUGUUUGAUUUAAGGAAUGAAACGCAAUUAAGAUUUUGAACACUUCAUCAUUAAAAAAUGGGUAGAGUUUUAACUUCAGUUAUUUUCCAGCAGGGGAGAGUGUCUAUUUAGGCAUUUUCAUUAAGCAGUAUGAAAGUUGUAACUGUAACUACAUAGGCAUUGGUAGGAAUUUUGAGUAAGAAUGCAGCUGAACAGUCAAGUGCAGGGUUGCUUUUUGGUAUUAUUUUACAGCUGGGCCAAAGGCACAUGAUGUAUAUAAUUAGCUUAUGUUUACAUACUAACAAGUAGGAAAUAUCUCUGCAUUUGACUGUGCUUGAAUUCUGAACAUUAUUUAUAUUUGUAAAAUAAUGAUGAUAUAUAAGUGAAUAUUGUGCUCCUGUAUGUAUUUUGUUAAGGAAAAUAAAAAUGACCUGGCAGCAGUUUAUUUUUGGUAAAUAUUUAGACUUUUUCAAACAAUAUCUUGGUGGAUGACUUGGACACCUGAAAAGUCUUAGUAGGAAGAGCUCACAGAGCAAUAAUCUAUAGCUUCUGCUUAGAGCAUAUUAUAAUGCCUAUAUUCAGAUGUGUUUUCUUUCAAAUUCAUAGAAAUAGUGAUAUUUAGAGGUUCUAAAUUUUAAAUUUAAUCAGAGGUUUUUUUUUUUUUUUUUUUAGCCAGGAACACUUUAGGCCAUUUGUAGCUUUUAACUUUGAGAGGCAAAUAUGUUUUGUGAGAAUUGGCAGUCAGUGGCUUGUAGUUCAUUUGAUUUAAUACGUGCUCAAAGGAUCAAUUGGGAAGAAAUUUUGACCUAGAAUAGUAGUUCUUGGACCUCAAAUACAGCGUGGCUAUCUUUUAUAGCUUCAUUUUAUCUCUCCAUUGUUUAAAAACAAAAAAAAGGAAUUAUUAUGCCAAAGCAAAUAAUAUGUAUGAAUGGUGUGUGUGGCUGAUGUUUCUAAGUUGUACAUAGUUUAUUCUUAAUCAUUUAAAAAUUUAUCUUUAUGGUUUAAUAUCUUAUAGUUGACAGAUAUUUUUAAGGAAUCCAAUCUGUUAAUCAGCUGAGACAUCAUGGUAUAGUGACUAGAAUUUUAGAGCAUACAGAGCUGGGCUUAAAUUCCAGCUCUGAGGUCUUGGGCAAGUCACCCAACUUCUCUGAGACAGACUGUUUUCUCAUCUGUAAAAUUGGGAGAAUAAUACCUACUUUUCAGGGAUAUUGGGAAGAUUAAAAAUAAUUUAUAUAAUCUGCCUAACUCACUGCCUGACAAUAGAUGUUAAGUAGUUAGUAGCAUUUGUUAUUAUUGAUAGUCUUGUGAAAUAUGAAAGGGCCAUAAAUUCUUCCAUUUUAAGAUACAGAAAUUAAAUAAUAUGAGCAUAUGAUUCAGCUGCUCAAAACCAAGCCAUAGUUUUCUGUACCGACAUACAGUGCUCUGGCAACUUUACUCUAUCAUGUGUUGUAUGUAUGUCAAUACAUAGAUUAAGGAAAUAGAAAACUGAAACUCUUAUGGAAUGUAGCUUUUUUUUAUGAGCUUCAUCAGUUUUUGUACUGUUAUUGGCCCAUAUACUUUGCUAACACCUUGAAGAGUCUUCUUGUAAAACAUUCAGAUUCAGACGUACAUUGCUUGAAAAUGAAUACCUCAGAGAAAUACAGUUUAAUGAUAGAAUCUAGCAAAUAUUGUGAGAAAUAUUUUUGAAAGAAAUAUGGAGGAAGGCUAAAAAGGGGAUUAGUGAAUUAAUGCAGCAGGUAACAUAUGCUGUAAUGAUAUAGUAUCCUUUAAAAUGGAAAAAUUUUUUCUGAUACCAUUGUAAUAAAUACUUAAUGCUUGAAAGAGUAGUAAAAUGUCCCGUUUCUGAUUGUUAAGACUAGUAUAAAUGAGGAAAAUCAGCCUUAUUAGGUAGUUAGCCAGUGGUCUUUACUUCCCUACUUAAUAACGCUCAGAAGGCCAUUGUCUAAACUCUUCUCACUAUGCCCUCAGUGAGAUCUGCAAACAUGGUCCAACUUCUGUCUCUCCAUCCCUCCUCGAUCAUUGUGCUGUAGCCACAUGACCUGUUGCCAUCGAGUCGAUUCUGACUGAUAGCAACCCUACAGGACAGAGUGGAACUGCCCUGUAGAGUUUCCAAGGAGCAGCUGGUGGAUUUGAACUGCACACCUUUUGGUUAGCAGCUGAACUCCUAACCGCUGCGUCACCAUGGGGCUCCUUUAAAUUCCCUGACCAUGCUGUGGUAUAAGCCCUUUCCUGCCAUAGGUUUUGACUUAAAUUUUCCAUCAGAGAGAUGCCCUCCAGAGCUCCCUAUCUAAAGCAGGCCUCUGCCUUUUACUCUCUGUCGUGCCACGCUAUCUCUGCUGGUAGUCCUUAUCACAGUUUGUGAGUAUUUUGUUUACCGUCUUAUUCACCUCUGUGUCUCCAGUGCACAGUGCCUGAAAUAUUUUUAUUAUGUGAGUGAAUAAUUUGGUGCUAAAUCCAGUGAAAACUCUCACUCCCUAACUUAUUUCACUGCUUGGCAGUAUUGACAUCUUUGAACACUCCCUUUUGUUUGAAACACUUUCUUUUGGCUUUUGAGAGCUUGCACUUUGUGCUCUUAUCUUCACUCUAAGUGUCCUUUCCAGCUUCUCUUCUCCUGUCCACCCCUCAAAUAUUGGGGUUUGUUAGGUUCUAUCUAGUGUCAUCAUUUCUUCACUCUACAUAGUCUGUCUCUGGAGGGCUGGGUGUCUCACCAACCCCUAUGGGUUAAUUACGUCCAUGUUGCUGAUACUCAAAUCUGCAGUCUUGAUCUCUUUCCUUCACUUCAGAGCUCUAUAUUCACCUGCCUACUGAAUUGUUCCUCACAAUCAGUGUAUUCAAGAGUGAACACAGUCUUCAAAUUUGCCUCUGUGUUUGUCAUCUCAGCAAGUAGCACCACUAUCCGCGCCAGAAACGAGCCUGUCUGCUCAUCCCUUUCCCCUUUUUCCUAGAUUCAAGCUGUCAGUUCCUGUCUCCUAAGUAUCUUCCAGUUAUAGUCUCGUUUCUCCAUCUCAUUAACACUACAUUAAAAAUGAUAAUAAACAUUUGCACUCUUACUCUGCCAGGCAACAUCUAACUACUAUAUGUGUGUUAUUUUAUUUGUUCUUUGGCAGUAAUCCUGUGAGGAUUUUUAUCUCUGAAUGAUAGAAAACUGAGGUAUAGAGAGAGUAAGCAACUUGCCCAAAGUUAUACAUCUGGCAAGUGGAAAAACUGGGAUUUGAAUACGGGCAAGUGACUUCAGAGGUCUUAUUCUUUUUUUUUUUUUAAUUUAUUACUUUAUUUUUAGUGAAAGUCUACACAGCAAGCAAAACAGGUUCCCGUUCAACAAUUUCUACACAUAGUAUUCAGUGAGGCUGGUUAUAUUCUUCACAUCGUAUCAACAUUUUCAUUAUUUCCCCUCUAGUUACAUUCCCCUUAAGGUAGUCUCACUGCCCCCCACCCCCACCCCACCCCA
This is a messenger RNA of Loxodonta africana (African savanna elephant), 5577 nucleotides long. It is a transcript of the gene LNPK, whose product is annotated as lunapark, ER junction formation factor. Gene Ontology annotation, cellular component: endoplasmic reticulum tubular network. Gene Ontology annotation, biological process: endoplasmic reticulum tubular network organization. Bases 511 to 1809 code for a protein of 432 amino acids. The record is from RefSeq and is a predicted model, not a curated record. The transcript has 13 exons. NCBI's taxonomy places the organism in Eukaryota, Metazoa, Chordata, Mammalia, Proboscidea, Elephantidae.